UCUAGAAUGAAGUAGAAUUUUUAUUUAGGCAACUGUCAUUCAGUGUUUGUGUACAUAACAAUUUAAUUUUAAGUAUUUUUACUUUCGUAACAUACACAAUGUCUAACGUUUUUGGUUUAAUUGUAUCGGGACGACUGGUACAAACAGACUUUGCGCCACUGACAGAGACGACGUUUAUCAUAACAAUCCCGGAGACGGAGUCGAUCAACCACGCGGCGGUAUUCCUGACGGGCGUGGCGCCACUUCCGGCGGGCACAGCGGGCAUGGUCUACUGGAGCUGGCCCGACCCCGCCGCGCCGCCCAGCUGGCAGCUGCUCGGACACAUCUCCAACGCUAAGCCCUCGGCUAUAUUUAAAAUAUCUAACCUCAAGAAGCUCCAUGAGUUAUCAGCUGAAAACAAAAUAGGUGGUGCCUUUGGGCAGCAACAGAUCUGCAACUACGCUCAGAUUGGAAUAUCUAUUGAACCAGAGUCAAAUGUUGAGUUGCUCGCUGCCUCUGUGGCGGUGGAAAGGAAUCAGUAUGUAACAUUUGCGCAGAAGAUGUUAGAGAACCUGGUGAACUUUGUGGCGUCGUUCUCUGUGACGCAGGAGCAGAUGACGCCGACGCCGGGCGUGUCCUACAUCCCGCUGAGCACAUUGCACACCUGGUAUCAGAACUUCGAGCGCAGACUGCAACAGAACCCUAACUUCUGGAAGAAUUAAUCUCAGCAGUACAAUGGACCUUUUAUUAGUGGACGAUUUCGUGUAUUUGUUUUUAAUUUAGAGUGGACAUCAUAAAUAAAGUGAAAGACACGUUUUGGCGGACACUCGGGUGUGCCCAUCAUACUCAUGCAGAUGAGCAAAAUUUACUGUGUUUUGUGUCAUUAGAACUUUUAAUAAUUUACUUUAAGUUAUAAAGUGGUAAAUAUAUAGUUAAAUAUGCCGGCGUGUGGCAGGAUUGGUGGAAGACAUUAUGGCUGUUUUUAAAUAAUAAAUACAAAGUAACUAUCUAACUCGCUUGUUACAUAAAAUAUACAGAGAAUUUGACAUCCAGUGGCUAUUUAUUACAUUUAGUAUGUAUGUGUAUGAAGCCAGUAGUAGUAUGUAUAUAGCGAAGCUUGCUGUAUGCCAUUGUUGGUGAUUUAUUGUCAUGUGUCUAUAUUCAGUUGAAUUUGAAACAUUGUUUAACUUUGCCCCAAACCAUUAAACAAUGUAUCAUAUAUUACUAAUAAUUACAGUUGUCUUGACCGCAUAUGGCAGUUUCCAAUGGCAGUGGAGACAUGAGCACAAUCUUGCCCUCCCCCUCCCCGCUCCCCGCAGCCGCAGCCGGCCCGCGGCAAGCUGACGUCAUAAAUAUAUUCUCCAAGACUGCUAACGAAUAUUUUUACAAUAAAAUAUUUUUUUUUA
This is a messenger RNA of Papilio polytes (common Mormon), 1385 nucleotides long. Its product is annotated as protein OPI10 homolog. The transcript has 4 exons. NCBI's taxonomy places the organism in Eukaryota, Metazoa, Arthropoda, Insecta, Lepidoptera, Papilionidae. Gene Ontology annotation, biological process: protein import into nucleus. The record is from RefSeq and is a predicted model, not a curated record. The coding region runs from base 99 to 701 and encodes 200 amino acids. Gene Ontology annotation, molecular function: nuclear import signal receptor activity; Hsp70 protein binding. Gene Ontology annotation, cellular component: nucleus; cytosol.